AUGGGUGUGGGAGAUAUGGUGCUUGAGAAACCUGAGUCAGUAUCAAAUGGGAAUGCCGAGUUAGAGGUGAUGGAGAAAAAGAUGGAGGCUGUGACAGAGGCGAACGAUCAAGAAACAAGACUUGAACAUGAUAUGGAUGUGGAUAAAGAAGAGGUCAAAGAAGGCAAGGAAGCUGAUUCAAACAUGGAGGAUAAUAAGGUAGUAGAAGAGGGCAAAGAAGAAAGGGAAGAAACCAUUGGACAAAAGGAAGAAAACAAUAGUCAGGAAACUGAAGAUGAUUCUGGGGAGAAACCCAAGGAGGAGAUUGAGAAUAAAUCUGAAGGGGAGGUUGAUGGAAUGAAAGAGGAGACUGAGGAUAAUGCUGAAGAGAAUUCAGAGGAUAUGGAGGAGACUGAGGAUAAGGCAGAAGAGCAGACUGAGGGUAAGGAGGAGAUUGAGGAUAAGGCAGGCGAGCAUAGAGAGGGCAAGGAUGAGACUCAGGAUAAGGUAGAAGAGUGUACAGAGGAUAAGGAGGAUAAGGAGAAUAAGGCAGAAGAGCAUACGGAGGAGAAAAGUUCAAAGAAGCGCCCACGAACAAAGAGUAGUGCUGGAAAAAAUGGCAAAGGUAAGAAAAAGGAAGCUGAAGAGGAGGACCGAAAAACCCCAACAGGAAAAAAGUUUAAGGAGCCUAAAACUCCAACAGAGAAAAAGGGGGAGUCAAAAACUCCAGUGGGUUCCACAAUUGAACGUCCUGUGCGUGAAAGGAAAUCUGUAGAAAGGCUGGUUGCAAUUAUUGAGAAGGAUGAUUCUAAGGAAUUCCAAAUUGAAAAGGGUCGUGGAACUGCGUUGAAAGAUAUCCCUAAUGUGGCAUACAAGUUGUCAAGAAAGAAGACCGAGGAAACUUUCAAAUUGCUGCAUACAGUUCUCUUUGGAAGGAGAGGAAAGGCAGUUCAAAUCAAGAACAACAUAUCAAGGUUCUCGGGGUUCGUGUGGCAUGAUAAUGAGGAAAAGCAAAUGAUGAAAUUGAAAGAAAAACUUGACAAGUUUGUCAAAGAGAAACUAAUGGAAUUCUGUGAUGUUCUUGAUAUACCGAUUUCCAAGGCUAAUACAAGAAAGGAAGAUAUUAUUGCAAAGCUGAUAGACUUUUUGCUGGCUCCUCGUGCAACAACCAAUGAGUUGCUUGCUGAAAAAGAACAGUCAAGUAACGGGCAAAAAAGAAAGAGGGUUGUCAAAUCAACAUCUGGGAGCAGUACACCUUCAAAAGGAUCAGCCAAGAAUCAAAAGAGAACUGAGAGUGCAUCUAAAAAACCUGGGGAGAAAAAUAGUGUGCCUGAAUCAGAAGAUGAUUCUGGAGAAGCAGAAGAUGAGAAAGAGGAAGCACACGAAGAGGAAAAUGUUAAUGGUAAUCCCGAAAGAUCAGAUGAUGAGAUGUCUGAUCAAGCUAAAAGUCAGGAGAACCCUAGUGAAUCUGAGGACGAGCGUGGUGAAGAGAAAGAAAAGCAGAAGCCACCUUCAGCAAAGAAAGGAUCUGCUGGAAAAACCAGGACCAAGAAUGUAACAACCUCUAAAAAGGCCAGUCCUCCUAGAAAACCACCUGCAAAAUCAUCAAGUCACUCUAAGUACAAUAAUGAUACGAGUGCAAAGAAGUCUUCUGGUAAGAAGAAAGAUGAAGCAGUAAAGGAGAAAGCUCUUCCGAAGAACAAAUCAUCAAAGGAGAGUUCUGGGAAGAAGAUUGUGCGGAAAGACAAGCCCAAGGAAGACAAAUCAAAGCCGAGCAAUGAUGAACUCAAAAAUGCCAUUUGUGAAAUCCUUAAAGAUGUUGACUUCAAUACAGCUACCUUCACUGACAUUCUGAAGAUACUUGCCAAGCGAUACAGUGCAGACCUGACACCGAGAAAAUCAUCAAUAAAGCUCAUGAUUCAAGAUGAGCUUACAAGACUGGCUGACGGACAAGAUGAUGAAGAAGAUGAAGAAGGUAGUGCUGAGAAGGAUGAAAAACAGGCUUCUGGCCAGGACGUGAAGGCCUAA
This is a messenger RNA of Fraxinus pennsylvanica, 2007 nucleotides long. NCBI's taxonomy places the organism in Eukaryota, Viridiplantae, Streptophyta, Magnoliopsida, Lamiales, Oleaceae. The record is from the annotation of a GenBank genome assembly.